AGUAACCUGGCGGUUUUGCUAUAGUUUCUGUGGUUUUGAGGCACUUUGCUGUUUUUUUUUUUAAAUAAAAAAAAAGCCGAAGCUAACAAACACAGUAAAACAGCAGUUUAGUUGGAUUAUGAAGAAAUUUACCUCAACUUCUAUAACUUCUACGGUGCGUAGAAGCUCUAGACGGCGCCAAUGUGCCGUUAAACGUUACUGCAGUAACACCAAAAGCCAACGGAUGUCCAGUCAGGGAUUCUUCCAGAAGCUGCCAGCUGAGGUGUUUGACUUAAUAUUAGACUACCUGUCAGCUGUAGAAGCCAGUGUUUUCAGCAUGGUAUCAAAAAGCAUCAAUAACUGCAUAGUGAGGCACCUGUCCACUUCGGCCUGGAGGAACCAGAUGAUUUUGCAGAAGUUUCACUGCACAUCACCCAAAGCUGAAGACUUGAACACAAUACUUGAUCAUUUCAGAUCCCUUGGUUUACUGUUCAAGAGAUGCACUCUGUUACUACCAACCAACGAAAGACUGAAGUUUAUUUAUAACACCUUUUCACAGAUCCCCUGUUUCAUGAUUGAGCGAUGUGAUGCACUACGUUUGUGCCAAGGUUUCACUUGCUAUGGAGUGUUAUUGCAGACGCUGAUAGCUGGUUGGGAUGAGCUGGAAUGUCACCGUGUAUUUAACUUUUUGUGUAAAACCACACAUCUUCAGUGGAAAAUAGAGGUAGCUGUUACAAGCAGCCCAGGUACAUGCCACAGGUUGGAGCUGGAGGUCCGUUUUUUCUGCAGAGGUGUCAUGUUUGAUCAAUGGAAAAACAGAAGGGAUGCUUUUUUCUGGCUUACAUGCAUCCUCAGACCCUGGCCAAUCAUCAGCCAAGCUCGUCUACUAUUUAUCCUCUUCGGCCCACUGCAGUCAGAUGGGAAGCUAGGCUGGCAGGAUGUGCGGGAUGGUGCACUUGUGCAUGGUGCUCUGUGGGAUUUGGCCAAGGCAAUCAUGCUCCUCUAUGGAAACACAGAUAACAAAAGCUGGAGCACUAACACAGUUCUUGCCAUCAUAAAUGAGAUCAUGGUAAUGCCACAGCCAUGGCAUAUGGAGAACGUGGCACGUCUGCUCAUCCUGUGUGGGAACAAUAUCUGCUACAGUGUGCUAGCUAGCAAGGCUAUCAAUGGAAGACUCUUUGAGAUCUCCAGACUCCUGAUUUUUCUUAUUCUGGUGAGUGAGGAGGAUGGUUACUGCAUGAACUGGGUAGUUAAGAUGAUCCAGCAGGUGUGUCAGGUUUUCUCCGUGGCCUUGGAGAAGCGGUCCUUCAUUGAGAGAAUGGAGAAUAUGUUCUCCGAGGUCACCAUGGAACUUGUUGAGCGUGUAAUUGCAGGUGAGAACAGACCACAGGGCUUAAAAUUCAGCUUUCUGAACAGCCUCUUGAUUGCAAAUGCCCAUUUCCACACAGAGAUUGUCUGUAUAUUUCUCAAGAAAGAAUGAGCUUACGACAAGACAUCGAAAGAAAUUCAGAGGUUAGAACAGACAGCCAAUGAGAAUUUAAUGGCAUGGAUACACAUAGUUCUUCACCAUUCAGUCAGUUUGGUUGAAUAGUCAGUCAGUACACCUUACAUUUGUAACACUGUGUUAUUAAACAUAGUCCUGCUUGAGGCAGGACUUGGAUAUCCAGACAGAAAUGAGUGUAACCACGAAGUCCUAAGGCACUGAACCAAGGCCUGAAAUAUGCGAUGGUUUUGAAAGUUGUAACAUCAUUAAUCUUGCCCAGCUUCAGUCCUCUUUUAUGUAUUCCUUCCAAGAUGCACAAUGAGUUGUUUACAGAUUUUGAGUUGAAUAAUUGAAAACUGGAAUAUAUCCUGUGGUUCAAUUGUUUAAAAAUAGGGUGAGAAUUUUCUACAUUUUGCUAAAUGUUCUCUAGUUAUAAAA
Ictalurus furcatus (blue catfish) is the source of this 1900-nucleotide messenger RNA. RefSeq names its product F-box only protein 47-like. The transcript has 11 exons. Gene Ontology annotation, molecular function: protein binding. NCBI's taxonomy places the organism in Eukaryota, Metazoa, Chordata, Actinopteri, Siluriformes, Ictaluridae. Bases 119 to 1459 code for a protein of 446 amino acids. The record is from RefSeq and is a predicted model, not a curated record.